AUGUACAUGGAGACACAAGUUAACGGGAAGCCGACGAAGGCCCUAGUGGACACAGGAGCCAGUCAUAAUUUUAUCACCAAGGAGGAGGCCACAAGCUUGGGUCUAUCUUGGACUGAAAAAUCUGGAUGGUUAAUGAUAGUCAACGCUAAUGCUCGUCGACUAGAGGGAGCCGCGAGCAAUGUGGAGUUACGCUUGGGGACAUGGCAGGGAUGCGUGAAUUUUUCAGUCGCACCUAUGGACGACUUCAAAGUGGUACUUGGCGUGGACUUCCUGCGACAUGUAACAGCGAUCCCUAUGCCUUCCUUUAGUACCAUUUGCAUCUUAGAAAAGGGUUCCCCGUGUAUGGUGCCAACAAUAGAAGGAGACAGCGGGAGUCCCAGCAAACAACUGUCCGCAAUGCAACUUGCCAAGGGGGCAAAUCGAGGUGAACCCACAUACGUAGCUGUGCUAAAGGAAGACAACUCUGAGGGGAAUUCCCCAGAAGUACUUCGGGACAAUGAGCUUUACGUGAAGGAGUCCAAGUGCAUUUUCGCUCAAGAAGAAGUAAACUUCUUGGGACAUAUCGUUGGCCACGAACGAAUUAGAAUGGAUGGGGCAAAGGGCUAUUCGGCAAGGGCAGCACCUCUCACUGACCUGCUCAAGAAAGAAAAGCCGUGGGUAUGGUCCAACGAGUGCCGACAAGCCUUUGAAGACCUCAAGGUCGCGGUGAGCCAGGAGCCUGUCUUAGCGUUACCGGACUUCACCAAACCCUUCGAGGUUCAUACAGAUGCCUCUGACUUUGCUAUUGGGGGAGUACUAAUGCAAGAGCGACACCCUAUAGCAUUCGAGAGCCGGAAGCUGAAUGAUACCGAGCGACACUACACGGUGCAAGAAAAGGAGAUGACAGCCAUCCUCCACUGCUUGAGGCUUGAGAUUGCAUUAGAAAAUGAAUAA
This is a messenger RNA of Striga hermonthica, 933 nucleotides long. The record is from the annotation of a GenBank genome assembly. NCBI's taxonomy places the organism in Eukaryota, Viridiplantae, Streptophyta, Magnoliopsida, Lamiales, Orobanchaceae.